Molecule: messenger RNA, 4196 nt
Organism: Larimichthys crocea (large yellow croaker)
Lineage: Eukaryota; Metazoa; Chordata; Actinopteri; Sciaenidae
Gene: hdac5
Product: histone deacetylase 5
Exons: 29
Coding region: 269-3562 (1097 amino acids)
Biological process (GO): negative regulation of transcription by RNA polymerase II
Molecular function (GO): histone deacetylase activity
Source: RefSeq, a predicted model, not a curated record
ACGGAGAAGGCGGAGGAGCUGGAGGGGUGGGGGGGGGGACACACACACCGAGGCUCGGCGGAAACCAAAGCCGGGAGGAAGCGACCUCUGCGCUAAUACGCGUUCCAGGAGGAACCGCCGACAUCCACGAAAAGCCGACAUUGAGAAGAAAGUCUGAUCCGGCUGUCCUUCCAGCGCCUGUGCUCCGACACAUGGCCGACUCAGAGGACCCACUUUAACGUGCACACACAGCGGAAGGAUUGAGGCAAGAAGUCCAGGUUCAACCUUCAUGAGUUCAUCACACUCUUCAGUAGUGGAGGUGAAGAGCAGCCUCCCAUCAGGCAUGCAGAGCCCAGUAGGAACAGCGAGUGAGCAGAGAGGAGGAGGUGGAGAGGGUGGCGGAGGUCCAGGAGAAGGCCCAGAAGGUGGAGGAGGAGGCCCAGUGGACCUGCGGACAGAGCCCAGGGUGGGCUCUCUGUCUGGGGGUGCAGGAGCAGUCGACACGACCCUGAGAGAGCAGCAGCUCCAGCAGGAACUCGUGCUGCUCAAACAGCAGCAGGAGCUCCAGAAACAAUUGCUGUUUGCAGAAUUCCAGAAAAAACACGAAGUGCUCACGAGACAACACGAAGUCCAGCUUCAGGAGCACCUGAAGGUAGCUAGUCAGCAACAACAGGAGCUGUUGGCGGCGAAGCGGCAACAGGAGCUGGAGCAGAAGAGGAAACUAGAGCAACAAAGACACGAAGAGCAGGAGAAACAUCGACUGGAACAGCAACUGCUGCUGCUGAGGAACAAGGAGAAAGGCAAAGAGAGCGCCAUCGCCAGCACAGAGGUGAAACUCAAGCUACAGGAGUUUCUUCUCAAUAAGAAAGAGCCUGGCAUCGGCGGACUGAACCAUUCCUUCUCCCCAAAGUGCUGGGGAGCCCAGCACACCUCCCUGGAGCAGGGCUCUCCUCCGCAGAGUAACACCCCGGGAACUCCUCCCUCCUACAAACUGCCCCCGCUGCUGGGGAACUACGAGGGCAAAGACGACUUCCCGCUCCGCAAGACAGUCUCAGAGCCCAACCUGAAGGUGCGCUCGCGGUUGAAGCAGAAGGUGGCAGAGAGGCGGAGUUCUCCGCUCCUUCGCAGGAAGGAUGGAACAGUUAUCAGCACUUUUAAGAAGAGAGCUAUAGAGAUAUCAGUCUCCUCUCUCUGUAAUAGCGCUCCAGGUUCAGGUCCCAGCAGUCCCAACAGUUCCAAUUCAGCUAUAGCUAAUGGCAACACGGGAUCGGUGCCCAACAUACAGACUGAGCUGAGAUCUCUCCAUCAGACGCUGGGGGCUGAUGGGACAUUGAGUCCUCUGAAUCUCUACACCUCGCCCUCCUUGCCGAAUAUCUCCUUGGGUCUCCCGGCCAACACACACAUCACGCCCUCUCAGAAGCUGUCGGCUCAACAAGAAGCCGAGCGCCAAGCCAUCCAAUCACUGCGAGGGGGCGGAGCUCUAACAGGGAAGUUUCUAUCCACCUCCUCCCUACCUGCAGGGGUGGGGCAUGAUGUGGAGACACCGCCGCCCAGCUCUCAUUCUGCCCAUUCCUCGUUACUGCAACAUGUACUACUGCUGGAACAGGCCAGACAACAGACUGCUAUGCUAGCUGUCCCCAUGUACAGCCAGUCGCCGCUGGUUACGGCAGAGAGGGGCGUGUCCAGCGGCAUGCGGUCGGUCAACAAGCUGCCUCGCCACCGGCCAUUGGCUCGGACCCAGAGUGCACCUUUGCCCCAGUCCCCCCAGGCGCUGCAGCAGCUAGUGGUCCAACAGCAACAUCAGCACUUCCUGGAGAAACACUACAAGAUGCUAUCGAAGGGGGCAGAGCUUCCCAGGCCACCGCCCACCCACCCAGAGGAGACAGAGGAGGAGCUAACAGAGACCAAUGACAUGCAGGAGGAUGACGGAGGGCCGAGCCUUCACAGGCUUCAGAAAGAGGGCUCUGAUGACAGCACACCCUCUUCCGAGCGACUUGGCGUGCAUAUGAAGGGCGACGAGGAGCACGGGGGAGUGCAUGUGAAAGGGGAGAGUACGGAGAGCGAGCUGGAUGAAGAGGAGGAAGAAGAGGACGUCAUCCAGCUGAGGGAGGAUGACGAAGAGGAGAGAGGGACCUACACACAGGCCUUGCAGCAGCUGGGUGUGUUCCAGUCUUCGUUGUCCCACAGACCCCUGGGAAGAGCGCAGUCCUCCCCCGCAGCCACUGUCAAUCCCAUCAAACACCUCUUCACCACCGGGCUCGUAUACGACAGUCUGAUGUUGAAGCAUCAGUGUGUGUGCGGCAACGCUCACAUCCACCCGGAGCAUGCUGGGAGAGUGCAAAGCAUCUGGUCCAGACUGCAGGAGACGGGCCUGCUGGGCCGCUGCGAGAGGAUUCGUGGGCGUAAAGCAUCUCUGGAUGAGAUCCAGUCCGUCCAUUCAGAGUUCCACACUCUGCUGUAUGGAACCAGUCCACUGAAUCGACACAAACUGGACCACAAGAAACUGCUGGGUCCAAUCAGCCAAAAGAUGUAUGCUGUUCUCCCCUGUGGAGGAAUAGGGGUGGACAGUGACACCGUGUGGAAUGAGAUGCACUCGUCGGCAGCGGUACGCAUGGCGGUCGGCUCAGUCAUCGAGCUGGCCUUCAGAGUUGCGGCGGGGGAGCUGAAGAACGGCUUCGCAGUGGUUCGUCCACCAGGUCACCAUGCUGAGGAGUCCACCGCCAUGGGCUUUUGCUUCUUUAAUUCAGUAGCCAUCACUGCCAAGCUGCUGCAGCAGAAACUGGGAGUGGGCAAGAUCCUCAUUGUGGACUGGGACAUUCACCAUGGCAACGGCACCCAGCAGGCCUUCUACAGUGACCCCAACGUCCUCUACAUCUCCCUCCACCGCUACGACGAUGGAAACUUCUUUCCUGGCAGCGGAGCUCCUGAGGAGGUGGGAUCAGGUGCAGGUGUCGGUUUUAAUGUGAACAUAGCGUGGACUGGAGGAGUGGAGCCACCUAUGGGUGACGUGGAGUACCUCACUGCCUUCAGGAGUGUGGUGAUGCCCAUCGCUCAGAAGUUCAGUCCAGAUGUGGUCCUGGUGUCUGCAGGCUUCGACGCAGUCGAGGGUCAUCAGUCUCCUCUGGGAGGAUACAAUGUCUCUGCCAAGUGUUUCGGGCAGCUAACGCAUCUGCUGAUGGGUCUGGCGGGCGGGCGCGUUGUCAUGGCGCUGGAAGGCGGUCAUGACCUCACUGCCAUAUGCGACGCAUCAGAGGCCUGUGUUUCUGCACUGCUGGGAGACCCGUGUGACUCUGUCUUUCAGUGGCCUCAAGAGAAGCCAUGUCCAAAAGCAUGGGCCUCACUAGAGAGAGUAAUAGAGAUCCAGAGUAAACACUGGUCUUGUCUCCAGAGUUUGUCUCAGACAAGUGGCCACUCGCUAUUGGAUGGCCCCCUGGGGGCUCAAGCCCAAUCGGAGGACGAGGCAGAAACGGUCAGCGCCAUGGCCUCCCUUAGUGUUGAUGUUGAGCAGCCAAGCUCCAUUCCUGACAACACGGAAACCAGCAGGUCCACAGAGGAGCCAAUGGAAGAAGAGCCUGUACUGUAGGAGGAGCUUAAACAAGAACCACACAAAAACUCCACAUUCACCUCCUUCUGGCACCUCCUCUUCCUCUUCCUUCUCCUCUUCCUCCGCAGAGUGUGAGGAGGCACACACACAGCAGUGUGAGUGGAAUAGUGCCGUUGUGGAGGACUCCGAUUGGCUGAGGAGAACAGUACGGAGGCAGGAGAAGGCGGGGCUUAUGAAAAACAUGGACACGUUUGUUUUCUAUUGGUUCAUCAGCCCAAGGAGGAGCAGACGACUUGUUAGCAUCUCCAUGGAAACCAGAGGAGGAGCGGGUCAGCGAGGAGACACGUCUUGUGACCUAUAUACUUUACCACCUGUACACGGCACCACUGAAUUUUCCUUUCCACCACCCAGUCGCUCUUCUGUCUUUCUGUUUUAGUCCGUACUCCUCUGUUUCCACACAGCGGGACGACGACUGUGGGAAAACCUGAAUUUGAAUCAGAAUGAAUGACAACAAGCAGACGACUUGUCUCCUUGUCUGUCUGUCGGUCGGAGAGAGACGAGGCUGAGCGAACACAUGGAGGUUCGGCUGGUGGAGGAGGAAUAAUAACCUGUUUUUAAAAUGAGCAGAGGAGGAGGAGGAACUAGGUGCCUUUUUAAAAAAAAAAAAAAAAAA